AUGUUCUUCCAGACCUCUCUUCGACGUGCAGUGCUUCCCACCCCUACUCGAAGGCUUCCCAUCAGCCUAUCGCGCAAAUGGCUCACCACAGAACAAAAGCAGAUCGUGAAGUCGACGAUUCCCGCCCUCGAACAGCAUGGGCUCAAUGCUCUGGCCCAUGCCGUAUGGGCUUAUGCCGUGAACAUUGACCACCCAGAGGCUCUCGCCGGUGCCGUGUCUCGCAUUGGUCAUAAACACGCGAGCUUAGGUGUCACGGCCGAUCAAUAUCCAAUUGUUGGCAAACAUCUGCUUGCCGCGAUCAAGGAGGUUCUGGGCCCAGCUGUCACUGCCCCGGUAGUUGAUGCAUGGGGUGCAGCGUACCAAGAGCUUGCUGAUAUCUUCAUCACUUUUGAAAGCAACAUUUACCAGCAAAGUGUAGAGACCCCAGGUGGAUGGAAAGGAUGGCGGAAAUUCUUCAUCUCCGAUAAAGUCUCGGAGAGCGACGAGAUUAUCUCUUUCCACCUUACCCCACCUCGACAGUAUAGUCUAUCAGACUCUCCAAGUCCGGAUCACUUUCGGAUUUCCGUGAAGCAGGAAUUCGCAAGUGGCCCGAAACCCGCCGGUCGGAUCUCCAAUGUACUACACGAAUCCCUUCCUGUUGGCGCCGAGCUAGAUGUGAGCAUGCCAUUCGGUGACUUUGUUCUCGACGUCAAUGCCACUUCCCCGGCUGUAUUGAUUAGUGGCGGCGUGGGUCUUACUCCGAUGAUGUCGAUGCUGAAGACUAUAAUUCAACAACAAGGCCAAGCACGACAGGUCGUUUUCAUCCACGCCGCAAGAAACGGUCACGUGCAUGCCAUGAAGCAGGAUCUCGCCCGAAUCACUGCAGAUCAUCCGUCCGUCAGCCGCAUCGUCUUCUACGAGGAGACCACAAAACGCGAUAAGCAGGGAGUGGACUACGACCAUGUCGGUCGGUUCGAUCUGGUCAAAGUCAGAGAAGAAGCUGUCAUUCCGGAUGCCAACUACUAUAUCUGUGGGCCACAGCCGUUUAUGAAGGCGCAGAGUAUGAGUCUCGAGGCAAUGGGAGUUUCCCCGGAUCGAAUCCAUAUGGAGGUUUUUGGAUCCCCUUCAGACUAG
This is a messenger RNA of Penicillium cosmopolitanum, 1113 nucleotides long. RefSeq lists its product as uncharacterized. The transcript has 3 exons. The coding region runs from base 1 to 1113 and encodes 370 amino acids. Lineage: Eukaryota; Fungi; Ascomycota; Eurotiomycetes; Eurotiales; Aspergillaceae. Gene Ontology annotation, molecular function: FAD binding; nitric oxide dioxygenase [NAD(P)H] activity; heme binding. Gene Ontology annotation, cellular component: intracellular anatomical structure. Gene Ontology annotation, biological process: cellular response to nitrosative stress; nitric oxide catabolic process. The record is from RefSeq and is a predicted model, not a curated record.